AAAUUCACUCACAUGCAUUCACCAUAAAUCAAACUCCUUAGGCCUUAUCUUAUCUCAAAACAAAUUGCUCCAACUUCAACAACUUCAUUCCUUCCUUCCAACACCACACAGCAUUACAUUAACUAGUUCAUCAUGUAUCCAGGCUCAGAGCAAAAGGCAGGGUACAACCAGCCCCCUGCAGCCGCCACCGGUUUUCCGGUGAGCUACAGUGGCACAACAAAUUACUCCACCUCCUCAGACUAUCAACCUCAACCUCCUCCACCACCUAAACCUCUUGUUGAAUGGUCCACCGGCCUUUGUGAUUGUUUCUCCAACUGCGGCAACUGUUGCAUGACAUGCUGGUGUCCAUGUGUUACAUUUGGGCGAGUUGCAGAGAUUGUUGACAAGGGAUCCACUUCUUGUGGUGCUAGUGGGGCUCUGUACACUCUGAUCACAUGUUUGAUUGGAUGUGGUUGCUUGUACUCAUGCUUCUACAGGAGCAAGAUGAGAUCUCAACACCAUUUGAAAGGAAAUGAUUGUUUGGAUUGCUUGACUCAUUGCUUCUGCGAGUCUUGUUCAUUGUGCCAAGAGUAUCGUGAGCUUGAAAACCAAGGAUUUGACAUGAAGAUUGGUUGGCAUGGAAAUGUUGAGCAAAGGACACGAGGAGUACAAAUGGCUUCAACUGCUCCAGCAAUGGAACAUGGCAUGAGCCGUUGAAGUGAGGAUCUGAAACACAAUAAUAUUAAUAUCUCUGAAGAAUAAGUGGUUCCUGUUUUGUUUUUUUCCCCCUUCGUUUACCUUUUAAAUAUUGUUGUCAUUUGUGCCUCUACAAAUGCAGCAUCAGAAUUUGUAUCUAGAAUUCUCAAAAUGUGAUGCGAGUUGUACCUUCAUUAUAUAUAAAAGUUCUGUUUCUCUUCAA
This is a messenger RNA of Lotus japonicus, 898 nucleotides long. RefSeq names its product protein PLANT CADMIUM RESISTANCE 2-like. NCBI's taxonomy places the organism in Eukaryota, Viridiplantae, Streptophyta, Magnoliopsida, Fabales, Fabaceae. The transcript has 4 exons. The record is from RefSeq and is a predicted model, not a curated record. Bases 133 to 696 code for a protein of 187 amino acids.